Messenger RNA from Sebastes umbrosus (honeycomb rockfish), 3385 nucleotides. RefSeq names its product nuclear receptor subfamily 2 group F member 6-like. Gene Ontology annotation, biological process: negative regulation of transcription by RNA polymerase II; cell differentiation; anatomical structure development. NCBI's taxonomy places the organism in Eukaryota, Metazoa, Chordata, Actinopteri, Perciformes, Sebastidae. The transcript has 5 exons. Gene Ontology annotation, molecular function: RNA polymerase II cis-regulatory region sequence-specific DNA binding; nuclear receptor activity; zinc ion binding. Bases 1577 to 2806 code for a protein of 409 amino acids. The record is from RefSeq and is a predicted model, not a curated record.
CACACGCUCACUCUCCCUAAAGGAGGGAGCGAGGCAGAGACACAGAGAGGGGAUUGAGAGGAGCAGGAGAGGAGGCUAGGCUAUCUCUGGGCUGCUCUCCACUGCAGCGUCUGGCUUUCACUAGAGAGCUCUAUGACCGUGUUUUUCCUGGGCUUGUUUGCCUAAUUUAUUCCUGCCGGGGCCAGCAGAAAGACAGGCGGAAAAGAAAAGAAAAAAAGGACGGGCAGAAUAGUAAAGAGUGCAACAGUACACCCUGACUUGCGGACAGGGAAUGCAGAGAGGUUCUGGUUGUUACUGCUGGAUGGACAAGCACUGACAAAACAGGAGACAACACUUUGUGGAGCUUUGGGAGAGGAGGAGAUUUCUCAACUCUGCUUUUUGUUUUGGCUCCUUGUUGUUUUUUUCUGUGACAUUUGAGCAUCUGACACCACAGACUCUGAAGAGUUGGAGGAGCCACAAGAAAACAUAAAAGAAGAGGAGGACUUAUUUGAUGAACUUUGUUCCUGAAGAGACCACAAAGACGUUAUUCCAGGAGUGAAAGGAGCGUAUUGUCUUUCUCACCACUUCUUAUUUUAAUAUCAAGUUUCCUGAGGCAAAAUACUUGUUGUAUAUGAAAGCUGAAGUGGCUCUGUGGUCGUACCCUCUCUGAAUACCAAAGGAAGAAAGAAAAAAUCCAAUUUUCAAAGGUGUUUUUUUCUUUCUUCGGAACACAUGACUGAGCAUUUCCAGAGCAAAAUAUAUAUCUUAUAUUUCCUCUUCGUCACGAUCACCUCUGCUUCUAUAACAGCCCCGACAAGUCAAGAGUGAGUCUGGACUAGAACUGCCUCAGAUCAGCAGAUAACACCUCUGCACGGCAGGAACUGGUUGGACUAGUUUAUAAGUUGGAGGAGAGGGCAGGGCAGUUUAACCCUGCCUGAAGGAGAGCUGUGUUUUAUUUUCCUCCCACUUGCUUGUUCUUUUGGGAGAAAGUCGAGCGCUGAGAGAGGGGCAGAGCUUCUUUUACAUUUGGAGAGCGACUCUCUUUUGUCCCUUGUCACUAUGCUUAGGGAUAGGUGAGGUGUUUUUUUUUUUAACUUCAUCCAGGGGGGGGGAGACGCAGAGAGAAAGUGGGAGGGAGGGAGAAAGAGAGAAGGAGUCAAAGUGUAAUUUAUUGUUUCACAGUGAAAAGAGCAAGGCUGCACCCUUUUCUCCUGCCUGAACUCUGAACCACUCAAUGUGUGUCUGAAGUUUUCUCAGACCUCGGGAGCCAUUGAUCGGAGGUCAGGGCUGAGAACACAAGAAGGGUGAAAGACAAGAACAGAGAGAGCAGAGGGAUUAAAGAAGAACGAGGGAAAUAACAGCACUGGAAAGGACCUCCAGGUCAUUACAACCAGACGGCGAAGGGGAGAAAGGUCAACACGGGAGAGUCCGGGACGACUUUUUUGUCCUACCUCUAGAUCUUGGACAAAAAACCCAGACGUGGAGCCACUUGUUUUCUUGUCUGGAAUCAGUUUUUAGACUUUGAGGGCAGUUGGAGAGUGGGGGACAGGGCGGGUCUGUGUAUGAUCCACUCUCAGGGCGGCGUGUCUCAGAGAAUAUGGCCAUGGUGAGCGGGGGAUGGGGCAACCCCAACGGGGACACUAAUGGACUGGGGGAGAAGGCUUACCUGAGGAGGGAGGAAGAGGAGAGCUCGCCUCAGGCCGGGAGCAGCGAUGUGGACGUCGGGGACGAGGACAAGUCCUGCGUGGUGGACUGUGGGGUGUGCGGGGACAAGUCCAGCGGGAAGCACUACGGCGUGUUCACCUGCGAGGGCUGCAAGAGCUUCUUUAAGAGGAGCAUCAGACGAAACCUCAACUACUCCUGCAGAUCAAAUCGAGAAUGCCAAAUCGACCAGCAUCACCGCAACCAGUGCCAAUACUGUCGUCUGAAGAAAUGUUUCCGUGUAGGAAUGCGCAAAGAAGGUAUGAAAGUCCAGAGGGGCCGAAUCCCUCCAUCUCACUCAGGUAUCAGUCCCAACUCCCUGGCAGGUGGGGUUGGAGGUGCUGGGCCAGGAGGUCACAUUGGGGCGGACUACUUCAACGGGCAGCCGGUGUCAGAGCUCAUCGCCCAGCUCCUCCGGGCGGAGCCGUACCCCAGCAGCCGCUACGUGACCCCCUACGGUCAGACACAGAUGCAGGCAUCUGCGAGCGGAGCCUCCGUCAUGGGAAUCGACAGCAUCUGUGAGCUGGCCGCCCGGCUCCUCUUCAGCACCAUCGAGUGGGCCAGAAACAUCCCAUACUUCCCAGAACUUCCAGUCUCAGAGCAGGUGGCGUUGCUGAGGCUGAGCUGGAGCGAGCUCUUCAUCCUGAACGCAGCCCAGUCGGCCCUGCCGCUACACAUGGCUCCUCUGCUGGCAGCUGCUGGGUUCCACUCAUCUCCCAUGUCCGCUGAGCGUGUGGUGUCGUUCAUGGACCAGGUCAGGGUUUUUCAGGACCAGGUGGACAAGCUGAACAGGCUGCAGGUGGACACCGCAGAAUACAGCUGCCUCAAAGCCAUUGCACUCUUUUCACCUGAUGCAUGUGGUCUGACAGACCCAGCCCAUGUGGAGUCCCUGCAGGAGAAGGCCCAGGUGGCCCUAACCGAGUACGAGAGGUUGCAGUACCCCAACCAGCCUCAGCGUUUCGGCCGCUUAUUGCUGCGCCUCCCGGCUCUGCGUGCCGUGCCAGCCAACCUCAUCUCCCAGCUCUUCUUCAUGCGGCUGGUGGGCAAGACACCCAUCGAGACGCUGAUCCGAGACAUGCAGCUGUCAGGGAGCUCCAUCAGCUGGCCCUACGUACCGGGACAGUGAACGCCGCUGACUCCAGAGUGAGACAGACUGAGAUCAGAUUGGGAGGAAUCAGAGCUCACAAAGAUUACAUACAAAGUACAAACUGAAUGUUAAUACAAACUGGGAUCACAGACAUUAAAGGUCCUCAUUUGUGAGUGUAGUGUCAGCUUUUCCCACAUUAGCUUUGUAAAAAUUGGUGGAAGUGACACCAAAGCUGCUUUCAGGGAAAUGUGUAAUUGUCUUUAUAUGUUUCAGCACUUGUCAGUUUUGCUCUGACCUCUGUCUGAUCUCUCUCAGUCUCACUCUGGACACAAAACGCAGGGCUUUAAUGAAACUGCAGACUCUAACAUGAGGCCAUGUGCCUGUACUACCUCCUCCCAUAUCACCCCUAAUGUGACUCCGUUUGAACCCAGGCUCUGUGUGUGUUUUCCCCUCUGUAGAGCUUUAUAUCUGGGACAUGUUCAUGUGCAGAUCGUACCUACGUUGUGUCAUGUUUGAUAUGUGGGAUGAAAUCUCAGACUUUGUUACCAAAUGUAUUUGUGUGAGAACUGCAAAGUAUCACCUUGUACAGAAUUAAAACAAAGAGGCAUGGGCAUUGUA